This is a messenger RNA of Schistosoma rodhaini, 2343 nucleotides long. Lineage: Eukaryota; Metazoa; Platyhelminthes; Trematoda; Strigeidida; Schistosomatidae. The record is from the annotation of a GenBank genome assembly.
AUGGACUGUCCCAUUAAGGUCCAAACAAGGACCUUCGAAAUUUGUUCUUUCACACCUCCAUCUAGAUCAGAAGUACGUCGCAAUAAUUUUCAACGAAGAUGCUGCCAGAAACAACUCGAGGGUUUAUACGCUCCCACAAAUCUGGCCUACAGGGAGCUAGGACAUCCCCUGAUCGUCGAUCCAACACUUUUGAUCAAGAGUACUCUUGGAUACAUUCCUCAACGUCCUAACAUACUGCAUGGACAUGAGUCAAAUGAAUGCACUGAAGGUGUUGAAGGCGAAAGUUGUGAUGAAGAACAGUUUACCUUUAACAAAACUAGUUUAUCAAGUGAAUCUAUUGAAAAAAGUUGUCAACCACUGCGUCCUAAACCAGUUGGAAUGAACAAUAAACCUAGAACUUAUUCAUCACAGUCAGGUUCUGCAUACAUGGAAAGAAGAUGUAAACGGGGCUUGGUCGAUCUGAAGAAAGUUAUUCAGCAAUCCAAUGAUAUGACAAAAUGUGUAAAACAUGGAAGAAGCUUCUUUGGUAUGCUACACCAAGAAAUAAUACAAAAAGUAUAUAACUUCUGGAAUUUAUAUAACCAAGUUAUAGAGUCAAGAAAAAGUCGAAUCAUACCUCCAACUCGUGCAUAUACAUUAAAUGAACAAAAUCAUUCGAAUGGUGAAUCAAUAGAAAAGACAAUUAAUGAAAUUGAUGAAGAUGAUCUACUUGAUGAAGAACCAGAAAUACGUGAAUUAAUGAAUCAUUUAAUUGCUAAUGGUUGUGAUUUGAAAAUUCCUUUAAGUAAAACACAAGAAUUAUCAAGUGACAUUAGACAAUCUGAAAAUCAUUUCACUUCAGCUACUGAACAUCGACGUCUUAAACAAUAUAAACAAUGGUAUACUGAAUCACAAAGACCUUUUACUCCAAGAUUUUUCAAUAUAUGCAAACCAGAUUUUGGUAAAGAAUUAAAUUCUAAUCAACUAGGUGAUACCUAUAAGUCGAUAACUUCGAAAGAAGAGGUCAAAGAGGAUAAGAAGGAAAAAGAUUAUGAUGAUGAUGAUGAUGAUGACGAUGAUUCAGUUAGGGAUAUUAUAUUUAAACAAAUCUGUUGUGUUUUAUGGAUUAUGGAACAAAUGCAUAAUUUAAAUCAUCCUGAAAUUGAUUCCAAAUGGAGACCAAUAUCAGCGUCGUGGAAACUGAGUUCAAAUGAUUCAACAACAGAAUUAAGUGAAGUGUAUGAUCAACAAAAUCAAGCUGAUCAAGUUUGGCAUGACUUUAUCUAUGAUACAAAUUAUAAACAAACAAAGACCAAAUUUCGUAAUCAGCAACUUAGUUCAACGAAUAGUUUAAAUUCUUUACAAUCUGGAACAUUAUCAUCUGAACAAAGAUGUCCAACACCUUCAUCGUCAAUUAUGAAAUCUCAAUCAAUCAAUAAAGUAACGAAAUUCGAUAUUAAUGAACAAUCAUUAUCUGAUCAAUUUUCAAUAAUCAAUAAAAAUUUUAAUCGAUCAUCAAUAAUCAAUCAAUCAGAUCUUAAUAUAUCUAAUAAAAAAUGUGUACAAUUUUUAAAAAGUGAUAACACUAUGAAAAAAAAUGAAAAUCAAUGGAUCAAUAGUAUAAAUGAUAUUCAUAAAUUGUCAAAAGAAACCCUUAGUGAACUAGUGCAUCAAAUAGAAGUUGAAAUGGAUAAAGAAACUUUAAAGGAAUCCGAACUAAAAUUGACAACAAGAGGACAAAUCUCGUCAAAAACUAUUGAGAAAAGGCCAGUGAAAAGUCAUGUGAAUGAAGUUCCUAAAGAAUUUUCAAGUAAUAAGUUCAUGAAUUUAGUGAAGAAUAUACGUAAAGAAUUAUCAAUAGUGACUGAUGAGAAUAGUAUUAAAUUUCAAGAUCGUUUGGAAUUUAUGAAACAAAUAAAACCGGAAAUAUGCUUGGCUAAAUAUCAUAAUAUUCCUGUUAAUAGUUAUACACAUGUAGCUAUGCAAUCUAUGCGUAGAAUGGCUCUUUAUGAUAAAGCAACUGGUGAAUUGUCCAAAAAAUCUAAACAAAAAAAUGAAGUAGCUCCAUGGUAUUCGGAUAUUUUAACUGAUUUAUCUGAUCUAAAAUUUGAACCAAAAUUCGUAACCGUUUUAUCUAAACUUAAAUUUUAUGCUCAAUUAUCACCAAGUCUGUUUACUGUGAUGUCAUUUACUCGUGUCCUGUCUUCUUUAACACUUUGGGAAAUUCUUUCACCAGCAAGUUCUGUAGCUAUCGAUUUUAUACGAACACGCAUUGUAGACAUGUCCAUUGAAGAAUAUUUGGAUUGGUUAUGUCAAACCUAUCCAAAAAUCAAGGAACUUAUCACCCAUAAUAUGGAAGAUUGA